Molecule: messenger RNA, 10558 nt
Organism: Salvelinus sp. IW2-2015
Lineage: Eukaryota; Metazoa; Chordata; Actinopteri; Salmoniformes; Salmonidae
Product: plexin-A1
Biological process (GO): regulation of cell shape; regulation of cell migration; semaphorin-plexin signaling pathway involved in axon guidance
Cellular component (GO): semaphorin receptor complex; plasma membrane
Molecular function (GO): semaphorin receptor activity; protein binding
Source: RefSeq, a predicted model, not a curated record
CAGGCUUCUCUCUUGAAGCCUCGAGCUGCAUUCCUCUUCAUUCACACGAAGGGAGCCGCCGUGGUGAGCUCGCUAGUACACGGUGACAAGAGUGGAAAUGUCCUCAAGUUUUGGAUUUUAACCACAUUGGCUAGGAUAUCUUACCCAAUGACCACUUGAAUUUGGCUCCUACCAAUGCCGCUGUGGAUGAUGCUCUGGAUGACAGCUCCGAACGCAGAGAAAAGGACACCAGAUCAAUAGGAGCUUCCCCCCCCCCCUCCCUUGGCCAGUCCAUUCGCCUUCCAGGGGAAGAAAGCUAAACACAAACAGAGCCGUACUAGGUGCUGGAGUGAACCCACCUCCCCCAUCCCUUUCCCCAGCCUUGCCCCCCGCAAGUCCCAGAUAUGUGGCCCUUACAGAGGUCACUCGCUGCCCCUCGUCUGGGGAACCUGCUCCUUCUUGGGGUGCUGGUCCUCUUGGUAGGCCCAUCCCAAACAGGCCCAUCCCAAACAGGAGGCCAACCCCAGUCCUUCAAAACCUUCUACCCGCCCGAUUGGGGACUGACACACCUGGCCAUCCACAACAAGACGGGCGAGGUCUACGUCGGCUCGGUCAACUGGAUCUUCAAACUCUCCAGCAACCUCACCAAGCUGCGGAGCCACAUGACGGGACCCGUGGUGGACAAUGAGAAAUGCUACCCCCCGCCCAGCGUCCAGUCCUGCCCCCACGACCUGGCCCAGACUAGCAAUGUCAACAAGCUGCUACUCAUUGACUACGCCCAGAACCGGCUCAUCGCCUGCGGGAGCACCUCCCAGGGCAUCUGCCAGUUUUUAAGGCUGGACGACCUGUUCAAGCUAGGCGAGCCGCACCACCGCAAGGAGCACUACCUGUCCAGCGUGGCCGAGUCUGGCACCAUGUCCGGGGUCAUCAUCACCUCCCCGCAUGGCCCCGCCAGCAAGCUCUUCAUCGGCACGCCCAUCGACGGCAAGUCCGAGUACUUCCCCACGCUCUCCAGCCGCAAGCUGAUGGCCAAUGAGGAGAACGCCGACAUGUUCAGCUUCGUAUACCAGGACGAGUUUGUCUCCUCGCAGCUAAAGAUCCCUUCGGACACCCUCAGCAAAUUCCCCGCCUUCGACAUCUAUUACAUCUACAGCUUCAGCAGCGAGCAGUUUGUCUACUACCUGACCAUGCAGCUGGACACUCAGCUCACCUCGCCAGACGCCUCCGGCGAACAGUUCUUCACCUCCAAGAUCGUCCGCCUCUGCGUGGACGACCCCAAGUUCUACUCGUACGUGGAGUUCCCCAUUGGCUGCACCAAGGACGGUGUGGAGUACCGCCUCAUCCAGGACGCUUACCUCAGCCGGCCCGGGAAGCAGUUGGCCGACUCGUUAGGCAUUUCCGAAGAUGAGGACAUCCUGUUCACGGUCUUCUCCCAAGGCCAGAAAAACCGUGCCAAACCACCCAAGGAGUCGGCCCUGUGCCUGUUCACGCUGCGCCGCAUCAAGGAGAAGAUCAAGGAGCGCAUCCAGUCCUGCUACAGGGGAGAGGGAAGGCUGUCGCUGCCCUGGUUGCUCAACAAGGAGCUGGCCUGCAUCAACUCGCCUCUUCAGAUCGACGACAACUUCUGCGGCCAGGACUUUAACCAGCCGCUGGGCGGGACCAGCACCAUAGAAGGGAUACCGCUCUUCAUCGACAAGGAUGACGGCCUGACCUCGGUGGCCGCCUACGAUUACCGCGGCAACACCGUGGCCUUCGCCGGCACGCGCAACGGCAGGAUAAAGAAGAUCCUGGUGAAUUCGGUGAGUCCCACGGGUCCAGCUCUGCUCUAUGAGAACGUGGUUGUGAGUGACGGCUCCAGCCCCAUCCUCCGAGACCUGCUCUUCUCCCCGGACAUGCAGCACAUCUACACACUCUCCGACAAACAGGUGAGCAGGGUACCAGUGGAGAGCUGUGAGCAGUACACCACCUGUGGCCAGUGCCUGGGCUCCAAAGACCCCCACUGUGGCUGGUGUGUCCUUCACAAUAUGUGUUCCCGCAAGGUCGGGUGUGAGCGUGCGGAUGAGCCCCAGCGCUUUGCCUCGGACCAGCGUCAGUGUGUGGAGCUCAGCGUCCAGCCCAAAAACAUCUCUGUCACCAUGUCCGAAGUGCAGCUGGUGCUGGAGGCGCGUAACGUCCCCGACCUCUCUGCGGGGGUCAACUGCUCCUUCGAGGGCUACGUGGAGACCGAGGGGCGCAUCCAGGGGGGUCGUAUCUACUGCCUGUCCCCCUCGGCCCGUGACGUCAUCCCCAUCACCCGCAACAAAGGGGACAAACGGGUGGUGAAGCUCUACCUCAAGUCCAAGGAGACGGGCCUGGUCUUCGCCAACACCAGCUUUGUCUUCUACAACUGCAGCGUGCGCGCGUCGUGCCUGUCGUGUGUCAACGGCUCGUUCCCUUGCCACUGGUGUAAGUACCGUCACAUGUGCACCCCGAAUGCCAACGACUGCUCCUUCCAGGAAGGCCUCGUCAACAUGUCCGAGGAUUGUCCCCAGAUCCUGCCCUCUACCCAGAUCUAUAUCCCCGUGGGCGUGACCAAGCCCAUCACACUGGCCGCCCGCAACCUGCCCCAGCCCCAGUCUGGCCAGAGGAACUACGAGUGCGUGUUCCACGUGCAGGGAGAGGAACACAGCGUCACUGCCCUGCGCUUCAACAGCACCAGCAUCCAGUGUCAGAAGACCUCGUAUAACUACGAAGGUAACGACAUCAGCGACCUGCCCGUGGACCUAUCGGUGGUGUGGAAUGGCAACUUUGUCAUCGACAACCCCUACAACAUCCAAGCCCACCUGUAUAAGUGCCCUGCCCUGAGGGACAGCUGUGGGAUGUGUCUGAAGGCUGACCCCAGGUUUGAAUGUGGCUGGUGCGUCCAGGAGAAGAAGUGUUCCCUGAGGCAGGAAUGUUCCCCCCUGGAGAGCAGCUGGAUGCAUGCCACCACGGGCAACAGUCGCUGUGCCCACCCCAAGAUCAUAAAGUUGUCUCCAGAGACGGGUCCCAGACAGGGUGGAACCAUGCUGACCAUCACGGGGGAGAACCUGGGUCUGCAGUUCAAGGACAUCCAGACGGGGGUCCGCAUCGGCAAGGUGGCCUGCACCCCCGUGGAGGCCGAGUACAUAAGCGCUGAACAGAUCGUGUGUAAGCUGGCUGACGCGACAGGUUACCGAGUGCAAGAGGCUCAUGUGGAAGUGUGUGUGAGGGACUGCACACACGCCGACUACAAAGCCAUCUCACCCAAGGCCUUCACUUUUGUGUCUCCCUACUUCACGCGUGUGCAGCCCUCCAAAGGCCCCCUCUCGGGGGGCACCCGCAUCACCAUCGAGGGGAGCCACCUCAAUGCAGGCAGCGCUGUGGCGAUCAAGAUCGGCCUACACCCCUGUCGCUUCGAGAGGCGGAGUGCCAGGGAGAUAGUGUGUGUGACGCCGGCGGGUCUGACUCCCGGCGGUACCCCCGUCAUGGUGGACAUCAACUCAGCUGAGCUCAGGAACCCAGAGGUCAAGUUCAACUACACCGAGGACCCCACCAUCCUCAAGAUCGAACCUGACUGGACUAUUGCAAGUGGCGGGACUCUGGUGACCAUCACUGGCACCAACCUGGCUACCAUCAAAGAGCCCAAGAUGAGAGCCAAGUACGGGAAAGCCCAAUCUGUCAACAACUGCACAGUGCUUAACAACACGGUGAUGGUGUGUCUGGCGCCCUCUGUGGCCGUCUCGGAGAAGGGCUUCUCAGAGACGGGCAGCGSUCCCGAUGAGAUCGGCUUCAUCAUGGACGACGUGCGCGCCACACUGGUUGUCAACGAGACGUUCAGCUUCUACCCGGAUCCUGUGAUAGAGCCGCUUAGUCCAACGGGCCUGCUGGAGCUCAAACCCAGCUCCCCACUCAUCCUCAAGGGUAAGAACCUAAUCCCGGCGGCCCCUGGUAACGCUCGUCUCAACUACACGGUCUUGAUCGGAGAGACACCCUGUGUCCUCACCCUGUCAGAGAGCCAGCUGCUCUGUGAGUGGCCCAACCACACCGGAGAACACAAAGUCACCGUGCGCGUGGGGGGCUUUGAGUACUCCCCCGGUACCCUCCAGAUCUACUCUGACAGCCUGCUUACCCUGCCCGCCAUCAUCGGCAUCGGAGGGGGCGGCGGCCUGCUCCUAUUGGUCAUCAUCGCCGUGCUCAUCGCCUACAAGAGGAAGUCGCGGGACGCCGACCGCACYCUGAAACGCCUGCAGCUCCAAAUGGACAACCUGGAGUCCCGGGUGGCCCUGGAGUGCAAGGAAGCCUUUGCGGAGCUGCAGACAGACAUACAUGAGCUGACCCAGGAGCUGGACGGAGCUGGCAUCCCCUUCCUAGACUACAGAACCUAUGCCAUGAGGGUCCUCUUCCCCGGUAUCGAGGACCACCCCGUGCUCAAGGAGAUGGAGGUACGGGUUCAGGCCAAUGUGGAGAAGGCUCUCACCCUGUUCGGCCAGCUGCUCACCAAGAAGCACUUCCUCUUGACCUUCAUCCGCACGCUUGAAGCUCAACGCUCUUUCUCCAUGCGAGACCGCGGCAACGUGGCGUCGCUGGUCAUGACUGCGCUCCAGGGCGAGAUGGAGUACGCCACAGGGGUGUUAAAACAGCUCCUCUCAGACCUAAUCGACAAGAACCUGGAGAGCAAGAACCACCCCAAGCUACUGUUGAGAAGGACUGAGUCGGUGGCUGAGAAGAUGCUCACCAACUGGUUCACAUURCUCCUCUACAAGUUCCUCAAGGAGUGUGCUGGCGAGCCCCUGUUCAUGCUGUACUGUGCCAUCAAGCAGCAGAUGGAAAAGGGGCCUAUAGACUCCAUCACAGGAGAGGCGCGCUACUCCCUCAGCGAGGACAAGCUCAUUAGACAGCAGAUUGACUACAAGACCCUGACCCUGCACUGUGUGAACCCGGAGAACGAGAAUGCCCCAGAGGUGACGGUGAAGGGGCUGAACUGUGACACGGUGACUCAGGUGAAGGAGAAGUUGCUGGACGCGGUGUACAAAGGCAGUCCCUACUCCCAGAGACCCAAGGCUGGAGACAUGGACCUAGAGUGGCGUCAGGGAAGGAUGGCCKGGAUCAUCCUCCAGGARGAGGACGUCACCACCAAGAUAGACAACGACUGGAAGAGACUCAACACACUGGCCCAUUACCAGGUGACGGAUGGCUCAGUGAUCGCCCUAGUGCCCAAGCAGAACUCUGCCUACAACAUCUCCAACUCCUCCACCUUCACCAAGUCCCUCAGCAGAUACGAGAGUAUGUUGAGGACGGCCAGUAGUCCAGACAGCCUGCGCUCCCGCACCCCCAUGAUCACGCCCGACCUGGAGAGUGGRACCAAGCUGUGGCACCUGGURAAGAACCACGACCACUCGGACCAGCGUGAGGGCGAUCGCGGCAGCAAGAUGGUCUCUGAGAUCUACCUGACCCGCCUGCUCGCCACCAAGGGUACGUUGCAGAAGUUUGUGGACGACCUGUUUGAGACMAUCUUCAGCACGGCCCACAGAGGUAGCGCCCUGCCACUCGCCAUCAAGUACAUGUUUGACUUCCUGGACGAGCAGGCCGAUAAACACUCCAUUUCUGACUCGGACGUUCGGCACACGUGGAAGAGCAACUGUCUUCCUCUGAGGUUCUGGGUGAACGUGAUCAAGAACCCCCAGUUUGUGUUUGACAUCCACAAGAACAGCAUCACAGACGCCUGUCUGUCUGUGGUGGCCCAGACCUUCAUGGACUCCUGUUCUACCUCAGAACACAAGCUGGGCAAAGACUCACCCUCCAACAAGCUGCUCUACGCUAAAGACAUUCCCAACUACAAGAACUGGGUGGAACGGUACUACUCCGACAUCUCGCGGAUGCCUGUCAUCAGUGACCAGGAUAUGAGUGCGUACCUGGCGGAGCAGUCGCGGCUCCARCUCAGCCAGUUCAACAGCAUGAGCGCRCUGCACGAGAUCUACUCCUACAUAGUCAAGUACAAGGACGAGAUCCUGUCAGCUCUGGAGAGGGAUGAGCAGUCGCGGAGGCAGAGACUCAGGAGCAAGCUGGAGCAGGUCAUUGACACAAUGGCCCUGGCCAGCUGAGGAACGACCCUUCCUCUCAUCCUAUUCUUCUCCAUCUUCCUCUCCGUCUCUCCUCACCCAGAGAAAAUGAAACUCAGACAGUGUGGUUUUCAAACCCUCCUAAAAACACAUGAUGAGCUACUGCAAAGGACAGAAGGCAGUACACUGCACAGGGGCGAUUCAGCAGUACUGGGCGGGCCUGUGCGUGUGUGUAUGUGUGUGUAAAUGCAGGUCUAUAAGUGUGUAUGUGUGUCAGAGACCGGGGCACUGGACAUUUCGUCGCACACACACCGAGAGACAACAUCACCGGAAAGCAUUUUGAUUAUCGUAGCUGUUGUCGUCGUGGUUUUGUUUCUCCGCUGUCGGUUUUCCUGGAUUUUGUCUUCGCUGAAGCCGUGUCUCGGGUAGCCAGGAUGGGAGUUUUGGAAUGGAACUCCGUUUUGGCAUCACGAAAAGGACGGAACGUUGUUUGGACAUGGGCCUUUCUCGGAGCCAAUGAGAGAGUGGUCACAUGAUUCCUGUAGGAGUCAAAGACAUUAUUACUGUUUUGUUUUCGUAUAAUUUUUUUUUAAAUAAAUGUAAUCAACUGCCCACUCUGAUCUCUCGCCACCUGUGUUACUGCUGAAUUUGCACAAUUUACAGAAAAGUUACAAAGGAAGACUAUAUAGAUAUUAUAUAUAAAUACAACUACAUUUUUUAAGAAAUUAAGAUUAGGGUUAAAACAUUUCAGUUUUUAGCUGACAAACACAAUUAAAAAAAUCCAUCAACAAUGAAACUUUAAUUUGAUAUUUUGAGCAACAAAAGAAAAUCUACAUUAGAAGAAUAAAACAACCGCAAACGAAAAAUAAACAAAAGUUAUCCUGUGCCAUGUUUUUGUUGUUGUUGUGAAGUGCAAAGACAUUUUGUUAGAUGGAAUAUGCUACCGUAUGAUUUAAAUAUGCCUAGUGACUGAAAUUAUUCUCUGAGUAAUAAAAGAUACGAAAAUGUAAAAUAUCUAGGGAAGAAAAAAGCAACUUUGUCUCUUAGGGCCACCAUAGGAAGGGCAUCUCAUUAUAUUGUCAUAUUUCUGUAUUGGAAAGUUGGUCUGGAGAGGUCCUGCGAAAAUAAGAAUUUGCUGUCAUUUCCGAUAUGUCGUGCAAUCUCGUUUUUUGAAAAGCAUCACAGACUCACGCAAGCGUUGCUUAUUUUCCUAGACACCUCAGAUUAAAUCUAGUUUGAAAACUAAUUUGUAUCUUCCAGGGCUAAAGAAUUUGACCGUUUGUGCUACAGUGGUUGACCAAUGUAGAGCAUUGCACUACUUGAACCAAUAACCAUCUAUAAGCUACCCCACCACCAGUUAGCAUCACCACAUCUGAUUGGCUAAGCUUGGCAGGAAAUGACCAAUGCUGAGUGGGGUCAUAGGUCAACGUGUGCACAUGUGAUAGAACAUCCACUCUACCCGACAUGUGCCCUGAAAUAACGUAUUGGGUACAGUACAUCUUGAGGGGCUGUGAAUGGGAGGAAAUCCCAGUUUUACCCCUAAACAAGUCUCGUGUCUCCACCCCUAUUAUACAACCGGAAAUCCACCCUCCUUCAGUAUUUCUCUUAAUCUCUUCUGUACCUCUCUAGGCAUUCUCUCAUCCUCGUAACAUCCAACGACAACAACAAGAACAGUCAAACUCUAGGUGGUUCCAGACUUGGUCCACCUAUCCACUAGUGUUAGCCUCAGAAUGUGUUCUCAGUCAACUUAACUGGUAAAAUAAGGGUUAAAUAAAUAGCUAAAUGGGGUCAGGUAGGGCUUUACUAAGCCUCUCAGCCUAAAAUGACAAAGUGGAGAAAGACAGAAAGCCUUUUCCAGCUCCAGGCCCCUCUCGCUCAUCUCUUCCCAAUGCUAUUAUGCAGAUAAUAGGCAAGGUGACGGUAGUACGGUACGGAAAUCUCCUUCUCUCCUAACCCAGAGAUAUGAGACGAGACGGGGCUUUAGCUCUCACCCAUAGGGGGGUCGGGACUGGGGAGAAGAGGCACCCUCCACUCAUUAGCAACACAAGGCUAAGUAAUCCCUUAGCUCCCCUGGCACUUGUUUCCAUCUAAACAAACCCUAAUGCCAUGUGUGGCUUAAGCUUUUUUAAAUACUUCUCUCUUAAGAUAAUUGUUAUUCUCGCUCUUCUAUUUUCCCUUCUUUUUUUGAAGUUUUGGAAGUUUGACUUUGUGGUGCGAUGUUUUUUUUGUUUUGUUUUUAAAUUGCUUGCCGAAAACCAAACUGUGGUCUAAUGUAAUUUCGUUUGAUUUUGUACAUUGUAUUUACUUAGUUUUUUUUUUUCAUGAUGAUGAAGUGAAAUGAAGCUUUUGGCAAAUUUUAUUGUAAUUAGGUUGUUUUCGUUGUUUUUCUCGUCUCUCUUUUGAACAUGUAUAUUGUGCGUAAUACGGUACGCCGAAGAUAAAGACGUCUUGGGUUUAUCUGAAGUUGAAGUACUUUACCGAUCUAAAGGUUUCUUUUCUGAUCUCCACGAUCAGUGGAAAACAUUGCAUCAGAUAAGCAUCUGUCUUUUCAAGAUUGAAUGAGUGACUUGAUGCUAUAAUCCACAUCUUCAUUUUUUUUUUACCAUCAGGGCUAUCAUUCUACUCGGAAAUAAAUGCUGUUGCAAUUCAUUGUAUGCCAGGUUCCUUCCAAUAUUCCUCUGCACAGAAAUGAAGAAAAAAACACCCCUAAAUAGACAGGACACAUUGGUACAUCUCAAAUGGCACCAUAAUACCUAUCUAUUGCACUAUGGCAGUGGUCKAAACUAGUGCKCUAUAUAGGGAAUAGGGUGCCAUUUUGGACGCAGGCAUUGAUGUAUACAGCUAUACUGCAUUCCUGUUGUACCUUUCUCUACAUAUCGGACCAUUUACAUAGGGGUGCUAGCCUGGUCCCAGAUCAGUUUAUGAUGUAUAGCCAAGACAGUAUUUACAAUGUAUUGAGAGGACUGCACAAACAGAUUUGAGACCAGGCUAUACAGCUGCUGCUUUGAGAGCCAAACGGAACCCUUCUAGGGACCACUCGUCUUGCACUACUAGCGUUCUUGGGCCAAAACAACAUUCCAAAGUUAGCUUCUUUGAACAGAACAGGGUUCCUUUCUAAGCAACCGUGUACCUGACUAACUUGCUGGGACAAAGCUUUACAUUUUGACAUAAUACAUUUUUAACUACUGUACAUACUGCAUUUUGUUUUUUUAAUGAUUAGUCAGCUUUACAGGGUUUUAAAAAAACAUGUUUUUCCACGAGUACACAACCUUCCCUCUUUUGCUGCGUCUAUCUUUCGGUGCUCUUAGAUCACAAGUUAAUGAAGUAGAUUGGUCUCCAAAGCUCCCGAAGCUCAGUGAAUUUGUUAAUAGCAGUCCUAUGAAAUAUCCGCAUCGUAACCAUGUAUGCGGAAAAUACAUUACACGCUGGCAGCUCGGCCUGUCCAAACUCUUUAAUUUGAGUUUCUCCCAUCACUGCCCUGGUUGGGUUUCUUAUGAAGACGCAACUUAUUCUUCAUUUCUCAGGACAUUGUUUUGCGACGUUCUCUCUGCGCUGUAGUUCCAUUGUUUCAACGUUACGGCCUUGAGAGGAGGACUUUAGCUUGUUUUUGCAUGACUGCUUGAGUUUGAUCAAUUUGCUUCCCCUAAGUCCAGAAGGCUCCUACGUGAGAUUUCAUUGUUUCACAUGAUCUGUCCCUGUUUGUUUGUUUGUAUGGUGAUUGGCUUGUGUUGGUGUCACUGAAGUGGUACAAUGUACAGCAUGUCGAUUUAGUAGCAUCAUGGCCAUUUAAUGUGAUCAAGAGGAACCGGCGCUAAAUCUUGACAGAGCCUGACAUAAAGCUGUCAUAGGACCGAUAUAGUGCUGUCAUGUGAUCGACAGCCUGCCGAAGUCGUUUGUGGCUAGCCCCACAUUGUUUGGUUGAGAAUCUCAUGCCAUAUUACAGUGUUACGUCAAUCGACAUACAUAUGAACUGUUAUGACCUCACAUGGUCCAUCUCUCAUCAACUCAAGUUAGCUCAUCAUUAAUCUUUCCCUGAACCAUCUACACCCAAACAGAUUGGGCCAGUUUCCCAGAACCAGAAUAAGCCUAUUCCUGGAUUAGAAAACACCUUUUCAAAGGAGAUUCUCCAAUGAGCAUGAUUUUUGGAGCUGGAAUACGUUUAAUUCUGAUCUGGGAAUCUGACCCAAAAUGAUCAACCCAGUCAUGCCUUGUCAUACUAUUGCCUUUCCAAGCCCUGGUUUGAGAAGAUUCUGAUCAUUUAUUUUCCCCUUCAUUCAUUUUUACCAAACUCUCUCAACUCAGUAGCUGUAAUUUUUCCAAAUGAAAACUGCAAAAUCGAUCAAUUACAGACAAACUGGCACAAUUUUUUUUUUUCUUCCUACAUACAAUAAUUCUGAUACUUUAAGUUUCAGACUUCAAGUGACUGUCACAAGUGUGCAGGUUAAUGUUCAUUGUGUAAAUAUUCUGUUGUUUCCUAUUUUGCAGAUUUACUACUUGUAAAUAAACACUCAUCAAGGAGA